Messenger RNA from Lactuca saligna, 2023 nucleotides. The record is from the annotation of a GenBank genome assembly. NCBI's taxonomy places the organism in Eukaryota, Viridiplantae, Streptophyta, Magnoliopsida, Asterales, Asteraceae.
CUAACAUUAACAAGAAGUAGAAGUACCAUAUGCGAAUUUAUUAUACCAAAAGACACAGGUCCAUAACAGUUUCAACCCGUAUGAACCUCAAAACCUCGCCGCUUAACGUAAAACCCCCGACCGAUAAUGGCCGACGAAUCCGUAAGCGCGCCGGUUGUUAACGAUCAAGAUCCCGCAAUAGCGGCCGCGGACGAGAUGAAGCUUCUUGGAUAUGCCGUGCAGGAACUACCUGCUCACGCAGUGAAAGACCUGUUUGCGCACGAGGUGUGUGUCCGAUGCAUUUUUCGGUUAUUUAACAUUCAUGAGGGUAUUUAUGCUUUGCUAUCACCAACAACCAUAUAUUCCAUUAUUAAAAAAGCUAUAAAUUCAGAAGAUAUGGCGAUUAAGAGCACCAAAGAUACUGAAGAAUUAGAAGUGAAGUCAAGUAUUUGUUCAGUUUGCUUAGGUGUCUUGCAGUUUAGUUAUCUUGAUGAGAGAGAUACUUUAUUGGGGAAGGAUCAUGCUGAAGACUUUGCCAUGGCAGUUGCUGAAAGUGUGAAAGAGAAAGGUCAUGAAAUUCCCAGUUUUACCCUUGAAGUCUCGUUGCCAACACUCAUUACAGAAAAUGAACAAGUGAUUCUAUCGUAUUUGAAGAAGAAGUAUGCUUCUGAAGUUUGGUUUCAAGAGAAAUUCUCAUCUGAACAUAUUUCAGUAAAGGAUGCACUCAAGCUAUCUAUGACACAUCCCCUUGAAAAACUUUUGGGUGUUAAAUCUGGUGUUAGUGAUUUUCGUAUUCGUUUGACAUUCGAACAUGUUGAUGCUACAUCUGCUGAAAACAGGAUAGGGAAAAACCAAGGGAAUAAGAGAAUAAAAUCAGGAUCAAUUGCAGAUGAAAGUAAUGGACUUGUUAAAUGUAGCAAUGGGACAUUGCAAAGUGGUGAUGCAUCUGACAUUAAUUCUCCACUGAAAAAAGUUGGUCAACCUUGUCACAUGACAUUGGUUUGUUCUAGGGCACCUGUCUUCAUUGGUGGUCGAUAUCUCAAGUUCUCAAGAAAUGUGAGUCAAACCCGUUGGAUAAUUGAUGAAGAAAGGAAGGGAGAGGCGUCUGUUGAGGAGCUUAUUGGUGGCAAUAUCCUUCCCAUGUGUAAUGGUGAUAGCUACAAGUUUCAUGCUGCUGGGAGAGAGGAUAUAGAUGUGAGGAUGUUGGGGUCAGGUAGGCCAUUUUUGGUUGAGAUACAAAAUGCCCGUUUUGUCCCUUCUGAAGUAUCCAUCAAGGAAAUGGAAAACAAGAUAAAUAGUCUCGAAAGUAACCUGGUUAGAGUAAGACAUCUGAAGGUUGUAGGGAGUCAAGGAUGGAGCUUAAUGCGUGAAGGAGAAGCAGAAAAACAGAAACAAUAUGCUGCUUUGGUGUGGAUAUCUCGCCCUAUUAGUGAUGAUGAUGUGGAAGCUGUGACAUCCCUCAAGGAAUUGAAAGUUUUGCAGAGAACACCGGUUAGGGUUCUUCAUAGGCGAAGUCCUUUGGAUCGAGAAAAGACUAUUCAUUGGAUGAAAAUUGAGAAAAUUGCUGGAAGUUGUCAGUAUUUUCUACUUCAUCUAUGCACCCAAGCUGGAACGUAUAUCAAAGAAUUUGUUCAUGGAGAUCUUGGACGUACAAAUCCUAGCAUUGGGUCUAUUCUUGGGUGUAGGGCUGAAAUUCUGCAACUUGAUGUGACAGAUGUCAAAAUGGAUACCUUAACCGAAUGACUGCUGUAUGUGGUGGAUUUUUGAAGUGAUUUUGAGUGGAUGUCAUGCAAUUACGUUGUUUUUGUAACUGUAGAAUCUUGUGUCUAUGUUGAUUGACACAUAAGGGAGCAUGAAAUGAUGGGAAGAAAACAUGGAUGUAUUUUUUCUAUGUAAUGACUUGUAUCUCAUGCAUUAUAAGUUGUAAAUUAAUUUUUACACCAGCCAGCUGAAAUUAGAUUUUGAAGAGUCCUUUUAAUAGGCUCCAAGGGGUUCUAAAUUAAUUCUUACAUAUGUGAGUUCUAAUUUAUUAAUUAAUUCUUUG